Molecule: messenger RNA, 1113 nt
Organism: Paecilomyces variotii
Lineage: Eukaryota; Fungi; Ascomycota; Eurotiomycetes; Eurotiales; Thermoascaceae
Product: putative thioredoxin reductase Trr1/Trr2
Exons: 3
Coding region: 1-1113 (370 amino acids)
Biological process (GO): removal of superoxide radicals
Cellular component (GO): cytoplasm
Molecular function (GO): thioredoxin-disulfide reductase (NADPH) activity
Source: RefSeq, a predicted model, not a curated record
AUGGCGCACUCCAAGGUAGUCAUCAUCGGCUCCGGCCCCGCGGCCCACACGGCUGCCAUCUAUCUAUCCCGAGCAGAGCUCAAGCCGGUCAUGUACGAGGGUAUGCUGGCAAACGGUACUGCUGCCGGUGGCCAGCUCACCACCACCACCGACAUUGAGAACUUCCCCGGUUUUCCCAGCGGCAUUGGCGGCUCCGAGCUGAUGGACAACAUGCGCAAGCAAUCGGCCCGCUUCGGAACCGAGAUCAUCACCGAGACCAUCUCCAGAAUCGACCUGUCGCAGCGACCUUUCAAGCUGUGGACGGAGUGGUCUGAUGGCCCUGAGGAUGCCCCUGCGCGCACUGCGGAUGCUGUCAUCAUCGCCACUGGUGCCAAUGCCCGCCGUCUCAACCUGCCCGGAGAGGAGACCUACUGGCAGAACGGAAUCAGUGCUUGCGCUGUCUGUGACGGAGCCGUGCCCAUCUUCCGCAACAAGCCCCUCUACGUGAUCGGUGGUGGUGACUCUGCGGCCGAGGAGGCCAUGUUCCUGACCAAGUACGGUAGCCACGUUACCGUCCUCGUCCGCAAGGACAAGCUACGUGCUAGCAAGGCCAUGGCCAAGCGCCUGCUGUCGAACCCCAAGGUCACUGUCCGCUUCAACACUGUCGCAACCGAGGUCCAGGGUGAGAACAAGCCCCGUGGUCUGAUGACCCACCUGAAGAUCAAGGAUGUCACUACCGGCAAGGAGGAGGUCGUUGAGGCCAACGGCCUGUUCUAUGCCGUCGGUCACGACCCCGCCACUGCCCUGGUCAAGGGCCAGGUCCAGCUUGAUGAGGACGGCUACAUUCUCACUAAGCCCGGAACUAGCUACACCAGUGUUGAGGGUGUCUUUGCUGCUGGAGACGUCCAGGACAAGCGAUACCGACAGGCCAUCACCAGUGCAGGAUCUGGCUGCAUUGCCGCCCUGGAAGCUGAGAAGUUCCUUGCGGAAGUCGAGGAUGUGGGAGAAACCCCCGCUGCCGGCACAGCUGCCGGAAACUCCAAGAUCGAGCCGGCCGCCCAGGAGCCCACUGGGGAGUCUAAGAAGGGAGCCGAAGGCACUGUGCCCGAGUACCGUCAGAACCCGCUGCUGUAG